AUGGCGCAUCACCCUACGCUGGAUGUCCCUGCGGUACGCGAUUUGGAGGUCGCUGCCGAAAUGUUAGAGCGGCCAGACUUAGCGUACCUACCAGAGUAUGCCGCGUUGUACCAAGCCACAAUCUCCCUCCAACCCUGGGUUUUUUAUUUUGAUGGUUUCAGAAUGGACACAUUGGCAGGGGCAGGAGUCAUGUUGGAGAACCCAGCCGGCGAUCGGUUCUCCUACUCUUUCCAGUUAGAGUUCCGGUGCACUAAUAACCAAGCAGAGUAUGAGGCCCUCAUCAUAGGCCUAGAGGUGUUGCUAGAGUUGGGAGUCAGAGACAUCCAGGUCCGAGAAGAUUCUUUACUUGUUAUUAAUCAGCUUCUCGAAAAGUUUCGGUGUACGAGUGAUUUGCUGGCACCAUAUUUGGAUCGUUCACUCGAGCUUCUGGUACAAUUUGAUGACAUGGACUUGGAACAUAUUCCUCGCGAGCGCAAUUUUGUUGCCUAUGAACUCGCGCAACUGGCUAUAGGAAUAACUUUGAAAUAUGGAGUUCGUGAGCGGAUUUUAAAAGUGGAGCGUCGCUCGCUACCUUCUUGGAUUGCCCGACCUGAUCCACCUGAAGAGCCAACGGUGGUUGUGUUAGAUCCUAUUGAUGUGGACUGGCAUGUCCCUUUGAUCGCGUAG
This is a messenger RNA of Rosa chinensis, 666 nucleotides long. RefSeq lists its product as uncharacterized. Lineage: Eukaryota; Viridiplantae; Streptophyta; Magnoliopsida; Rosales; Rosaceae. The record is from RefSeq and is a predicted model, not a curated record. Bases 1 to 666 code for a protein of 221 amino acids. Gene Ontology annotation, molecular function: RNA-DNA hybrid ribonuclease activity; nucleic acid binding. The transcript has a single exon.